UAUAGGCCUGUGCCAUAUUUACAUACACUCCAAUGUAGCGAUUUCAACUAAUACUAUAGUAAUACCAUAGUACGUGUCCAAAAACGUCAUAAUACCAUGGUGCAAUCGCAGUGGUUAUUUAAGAGCUCGCGUUGCGUUCUAGCUCAUCGCGUCGCGUCCGCGUUCCUCCUGCGCAAACCCCAGGUUGCCGGUUGCCAUGGUUUCCCGCAUCACAUGCGCGGCUUUCCUGUAGCCAGCAGCGCAACAAAAAAGAGAAAAGAUGCCAGCUCUUGAAUUCCCUGCCAUUUUUACGCCCGCGAAUUAGAGGACGCGCUCGGACACGAGAGGAAACAGACGCAGAUGGUGGAAUAGUGAGAAAUCCGUCGCGUUGCCUCUGACGCGUUUGCGGAUCAUUCUUCUCAGCUGACGCGGCGAACCGGGACCGACUGCUGUUAACGUUACGCGCAAGAUCGGGCCGAAUUUUGCGCACAUUUCACCGUCAGGAAAUGAGUAUAGAAAUCCCCGAGGGCUUGACGGAGCUUCUGCAGAGCUUUACCGUGGAGGUCCUGAGGAACCAGCCGGGGGACCUGCUGGAGUUCGCGCUGCAGUACUUCACGCGUCUCAAGGAGAACGAGAGCCGCGGCGGCGCGUUUGGCAAUGAGCACAAUUCAGCCGCGCGAGCGGGGAAAGCCGUCAACUUCAUCGAGGAGGCCAUGCAGAUCGACUCCGAAAACGGAGAGGACGAGGACGAUGAUGAAGAAUUCGUAGCUCCGGUUAUCAACAGAUUUGUCCGGAGAGCUUCUGUUUGUGCGGAGGCGUACAACCCUGAUGAGGAUGAAGAGGAGAGAGAACCCAGGGUGAGUGGUCUCUCGAAACCUGCGACAGAGAGUCCCUCCACUUUUAUGCAUUUCUGUGGCAUCUGCUGCACGGUAUCCCAUCAUGCUUUGAUGUGCCUUCAGGUCACUCACCCCAAAACAGACGAGCAGAGACAGAGGCUACAGGAAGCCUGCAAAGACAUCCUACUGUUCAAAAACCUGGACCAGGAGCAGAUGUCACAAGUCUUGGAUGCCAUAUUUGAGAAGGUAGUGGUGACCGGAGAGCACAUCAUCGAUCAAGACGACGAUGGCGACAACUUCUACGUCAUUGAGAGAGGAACGUUUGACAUCAUGUUGAAAGCGGACGGCACCACGCGGACCGUGGGCUCUUAUGACAACCGUGGGAGUUUUGGAGAGCUGGCCCUCAUGUACAACACGCCGAGGGCCGCCACCAUCAUCGCUACCUCACCUGGAGCCCUGUGGUGCCUCGAUCGGUUGACAUUCAGAAGGAUCCUCUUAAAGAACAACGCAAAGAAAAGAAAAAUGUACGAGGCUUUCAUCGGGACUCUUCCUCUGCUCACGUCACUGGAGGUUUCAGAGAGAAUGAAGGUUGUUGAUGUCUUGUCGACCAAAGUGUACAACAGUGGAGAACAGAUCAUUGCUCAGGGUGAUUUGGCAGAUUGUUUCUACAUCGUAGAGUCAGGACACGUUAGGAUCACUAUGAAGAGGAGCAAAUCGAAAAACGACACUGAAGACGAGGAGGUGGAAAUCGCCACAUGCUCUAGAGGCCAGUAUUUCGGAGAGUUGGCGCUCGUCACUAACAAGCCACGGGCGGCUUCUGCAUAUGCCAUGGACAACGUCAAAUGCUUAGUAAUGGACGUGCAGGCGUUUGAGAGGUUAUUAGGCCCCUGCAUGGACAUCAUGAAACGAAACAUAGCCAAUUACGAGGAGCAGCUGAUCACGCUCUUCGAGAGUCACAUCGCAAUAGAGGAGCCGAAUGCAUGAAAUCAGUUAAUCAGAAACAAUCGCAAACUUAAAAUGCAACGUGAAACGAUGAGAAAAUGGUAAGUAGAGGCCUGUCAUCAUGGUCAAGAAAUCAUGUUAACAUACUGUAGGUCAUAAGCUUGAAGUUAUUGUUUUGCAUUCACAGAUGUGAAACUCCGGUGUGUGUCAAUGAUAAUGGUUUUUUUUUUAGAUGUGAAAAGCCAAAUGUGAGCGCUUUCCUCCAGGGUACUCAAGGUUUAUGGGAGAUUCCUCAUGGUUAUUUAGUUUGGGGAUUUGGUACCGGUGUGUUUAUCGAAAUUGUUCUCGUGUUUUUUAAACUUGGUUUGUGUUUCUUUCACAUGCUGCAUCUUUUACAGUGACGUCCACACAAAGACUGCAUUGUUAUGCCAUAUACAGCACAGUAAUAUGUUAAUUUAUUCUUUUAAAGCUAUACUUCUGAAUUUUCAAAUCUGCUGUUGAGCAUUUGUCAAUGUUUUCAGUGUUAUGCAAGUCAUUUUUACUGCGAGCCACUAUUUUUGACUAAACAUGAAUUCUGCAUCUGAGCUUCAUGAAUUGCAUCUUGAUGACGCCUGUUACACAAAAUGUGAACAGUUACUUCUAAUGAAUUAUGGACUACAUGCCAGAGUUUAAAGUCAACAUGAAAACUAAAUUGAACAUUUACUUAGAGCACAUUAAUAAUAAAUAAAAGUUUGU
This is a messenger RNA of Sinocyclocheilus rhinocerous, 2492 nucleotides long. RefSeq names its product cAMP-dependent protein kinase type II-beta regulatory subunit-like. Gene Ontology annotation, molecular function: cAMP binding; cAMP-dependent protein kinase inhibitor activity; protein kinase A catalytic subunit binding. The coding region runs from base 486 to 1799 and encodes 437 amino acids. Lineage: Eukaryota; Metazoa; Chordata; Actinopteri; Cypriniformes; Cyprinidae. Gene Ontology annotation, biological process: negative regulation of cAMP-dependent protein kinase activity. The transcript is spliced from 10 exons. Gene Ontology annotation, cellular component: cytosol; cAMP-dependent protein kinase complex. The record is from RefSeq and is a predicted model, not a curated record.